Molecule: messenger RNA, 912 nt
Organism: Callorhinchus milii (elephant shark)
Lineage: Eukaryota; Metazoa; Chordata; Chondrichthyes; Chimaeriformes; Callorhinchidae
Product: trans-2,3-enoyl-CoA reductase-like
Exons: 11
Coding region: 1-912 (303 amino acids)
Biological process (GO): very long-chain fatty acid biosynthetic process
Molecular function (GO): oxidoreductase activity, acting on the CH-CH group of donors
Source: RefSeq, a predicted model, not a curated record
AUGGCGCACAGCCCACUGUGCUCUGCAGCAGGCACGGACCAGGCCCUACGCAGCCUGGUGCACAGCUCGCUGUGCUCCGCAGGAGGAGCAGACCGGGAUACCAAGGUUCCAGACCAGUGUGAUAUUAUAGUCAUCCCACAUUCAGGGGAUGAAGAGGACAAGCAUUACCUGCAUCUGGGAAAACACUUGUCCUGUGAAAUGGGAUCCCUGAUCACUAUCUACCCAUCUUCUCAGUGGUACCCUUCCCAUGUUGGUCUUCAGUUGGAACGCACUGGACCUUUAUUGCAAGACUCCAGAGUCAUGAAGAACCUUGCAGUCUCCUCCAUUGUCACCAUGUACUUCAGAGACCUGGGGCCACAGCUCAGCUGGACAGUGGUAUUUCUAACAGAAUACACUGGACCUCUCUUUAUCUACCUGUUGUUUUAUUUCCGUUUACCAAAUCUGUAUGAUGUGGAGGAUAUUAACCAUUACAGCCGUCACUCAGUGGUGCACUUGGCUUGUAUCUGUCACUCCAUUCACUAUGCUAAGCAACUCCUGGAGACCCUAUUUGUUCACAACUUCUCCAAUGGAAACACAGCACUGAAGAAUAUGCUAAAGGGCUGUGUGUUUUAUUGGGGAUUUACUACCUGGAUGGCCUAUUACAUCAACCACCGUUCUGGGAUUCAUUUUGCAAGAGCCACAUACAACCCCUUCACGUGGCUCUUCAAACUUGUCUCCUGCCCUAACUACACGUAUGAGAUGGGAACCUGGAUUAGUUUCACAAUAAUGACACAAACGCUCCCGGUUGCUGUCUUUGCUCUGAUGAUAUCACUCCAGUUGAGCCUGUGGGCUCAAAGGAAGCAUUUCAAAUAUCGCAAACAUUUUAAGAAUUAUCCUGUAUAUAGAGCUGCCAUUAUCCCAUUUAUCCUGUAG